Molecule: messenger RNA, 2620 nt
Organism: Amborella trichopoda
Lineage: Eukaryota; Viridiplantae; Streptophyta; Magnoliopsida; Amborellales; Amborellaceae
Product: interactor of constitutive active ROPs 2, chloroplastic
Source: RefSeq, a predicted model, not a curated record
CAUUGCAGCAGCGGGCGCCAAAAGGCCCCAUUAACCUUCUCGGGAAUGAUGAAGAGAGAGAGACACAAACGCUAACUAGGUUUUUAGUGAGAUGGAUUGUGGCACUGGAUAUCAUAUCAGCAGUAACAAAAGUCUCUUUCUUCUCUCUCUGCCCUUUUCUUUUGUAUAUUGACCUCUUUUCACUUUCUGCAACUUUCUUGUGAUUCGACGGGCCUGCAGGACCACAACUUUCGUCAGAGUUGUUAAGCUACUCCUUGUAUUACCAGAUCGAAGAGAAAGAGAUAUCUUUCUGAUCUGAUCAUCUAUCCUCUCAUUCUCAAAAGCCUUUUACAGAGUUUGGGUUUUCUCUGGUCAUUGUUCUCCUACAUUUUUGGCCUCUCUCUCUCCCUCUCUCUUUCUCUCUCUCUCCACAUGUUUUGGUGAAAUGUGACUUUUGCUGAGUCGGAGGCUUGGCAUCAGAACAAGGGAUAAAGUUUAUUUUGCGUUCUGUGCCGGUUAGAAAGAUAUUGUGGUGCUUUAGAAGAAGAAACAAACAAGGUGCAGAAAGAUCAGGUCCAGUGUGUCACUGAAGGACUGUAAACAGGAAACUCAAUCACCAUUAUGCAGACACCUAAGACAAGCAGAAACAGUUCUACAGAAAUGCCUCACCGGACGUCACCUGCUGGCACCCCCAGAACAGCAGCUCGUCAACUUAAGACGCCGGGCUCAGAAUCUGACUCAGCCUCGGUGCAUUCAGCAACCCGGACCCCCACUGAACGGAGUCCUAAACUUGUGGAUAGAAGAUCACCAAGAAGCCCGGUGACUGAGAAGAAGCGCCCAACAAGUCGGAUAUCAGAGCUAGAGUCCCAGCUAACCCAGCUCCAAGACGACCUUAAAAAAACCAAGGAACAACUAUCAUCAGCUGAAUCCUCUAAGAGGAGAGCCCAGCAAGAAGCAGAGGACACAAAGAAGCAGCUUGCUGCCAUGGCAGCAGAGCUUGACCAAUCUCAGCAUCACCUUGUUGAGCUCUCAGCUGCUGAGGAUGCUCGUCUAUCUGAGCUUCGUCAUAUCUCUCAUGAGCGGGAUCGAGCAUGGCAAUCUGAACUCGAAGCUGUGCAAAAGCAGCACUCUGCUGAUGCUUCCGCCCUUGUAUCAGCCGUCCAAGAAGUUCAGCGUCUUAACCAUGAGUUCUCACUUGCUGUGGACUCAAAGGUCUUACAUGCCAAACAGGCUGGUGAGGCCUACUCUCAGCUUCAUGCCCUCAGGCAAGAGAUGAAUGAAGCCUUAGAUGUUAUCCAAGACUUGAAAUCACAGCUUGAAGAAUGCAAGAAGUCGGAAGCCAUUGCAUUUACGAAAGCGAAUGAGGCCUUGCAUUUGAAGGAAAUUGCAAAUGCUGUUAAUCUGGAGUUAGAGGAAGCAGGAGCUGAAGUGGGAUCUCUCAAGGCAUGCAUAACCAAGCUAGAGUGUGAUUUACUUCGAUCCCAAUCUGACCAUGGCUCUGAUCACACCUUAGAAUACGAGCAUAUGAGAGCUGAGCUCAAGGCUUCAAAAGCAGAGAUUGAGCAACUUAGAGCGGAGGCUGAAAUUGUAGAAGUGAGGUUCCAAGAGGCUCAGAUCAAUGCCACUGUGCAAAUGAGGAGCGCACGUGAAGCAGCUGAGAGGGUAAAGGCAGACGCAGAGAGGUCUUCAGAGGAGUUGAAUGAGAGAGAGGCACAGCUCUUGGGUUUGCUAAAGGAUUUAAAAAUUGAGCUUGAGAAAUCAAAGGCAGAUGUUUUGGAGAUGAAGGCUGAUCUAAUGGACAAAGAGACUGAGCUCCAAAGCAUAUCAGAAGAGAACGAGGGGCUCAAGAGCGAGGUCGAGAAGAAGAGAGAGGAUUGGAACUCAAAGGCUGAGGUUGAUGCUGUGAAGAAAGGGAAGGAAGAGGCUCUUGCAAGGCUUGAGGUUGCAAUUGCAGAGGCAGAGAAGAAUGAGUUGAAGGCUUAUAAGAUUGCUGAGGAACUGGAGGCAACAAAGGCUACAAACGCUUCUUUGGAGGCUGAGAUGAGGAGACUGAGGGUUCAGACUGAGCAGUGGAAGAAGGCAGCAGAUGCAGCAGCCACCGUGCUUGCGGCCACCCAUGACAAUGGGAAUUUGGUGGUUAGGUCGGGGUCGAUGGACUAUUCGGGGGGAAGGUGUGCGUCACCGUUUGAUGAGGAUGGAGAUGAGAAUUCACCUAAGAAGAAAGGUGCAGUGCUGAAGAAGUUCGGGGAUUUGUGGAGGAAGAAGAGUCAGAAGUAGGUGGACUCUUCAGAGGCCAUUUUGGGGUGGUGAGUUCUUGAGUCACUGAUCAUUUGUGUUCCGAGGUAAAGGAGCUAUCUGCAAUUGGUGGUACGGCCCCGUGAAAUGCUACACUAACUCAUGUUUUAAGUAUAAUGUGGUUUCUAUACGUAUCAUGUUGUGUAUAAUUUCCUUUUUAUUUUGACUUUUUCCUCCUGGACGAGUUGCUAUAGUAGAAUUAUGAGAAAUCUUAUAUUGGAUACCAAAGGAAUCUAUUUUGUGAGUUCUGCUUUUCUCAUCAUGCAAUGGGUACUCAAAAUUCACGACGCUGCUGUAAUAGUCUAGAUUUGAUAUCCUGGAUUCUGAUAUGUGAUUUCAAUCGAAC